AUGGUUAUGCACGAAGUCACAUCUUUGUCGUCUUUUGGAUUGUGUAAAAAGUCUGAUUCACGAUCGCUUGCUGAUGGUACGGAUUCAUUUAUUAGUGAAGGUGACACAACAACACCCGGUGAAAUUAUUGAGGACAUAUCAUUUCAGACAGUACGAGAUGUUCUUCAUGCAAGUGAAUCAAAUCGAACAAUAGUUGAACAGAAAAAACUUUUAAUUGAAGAUUUUAGAACAAGACCAUUUGAAGAAUUAAAGUCAAAAGUCAGCGAAAAGCAACGUCUUGCUGAUGAGCGUCUUACUGAUCAUUUGAUGAGUGUAUUAUGUUUAUCUAAAGAUAGUAAUGAAUCGACACCAAAAAUUGAAAAACAACCAUUGCAAUUUAGAACGUCAGAAUUUCAAUAUCCUGAAUUAUUUACUUAUUAA
This is a messenger RNA of Didymodactylos carnosus, 420 nucleotides long. NCBI's taxonomy places the organism in Eukaryota, Metazoa, Rotifera, Eurotatoria, Philodinida, Philodinidae. The record is from the annotation of a GenBank genome assembly.